Molecule: messenger RNA, 5960 nt
Organism: Petromyzon marinus (sea lamprey)
Lineage: Eukaryota; Metazoa; Chordata; Hyperoartia; Petromyzontiformes; Petromyzontidae
Source: RefSeq, a predicted model, not a curated record
GUCUCUGUGUGUCUCUCUGUCUCUGUGUGUCUCUCUGUCUCUGUCUGUCUCUGCCUGUGUGUCUGUGUCUCUGUCUGUCUCUGUGUGUCUCUGUCUGUCUCUCUGUCUCUCUCUGUCUCUGUCCGCCCGUCUGCGUCGAGCGGCGCUUCGGUUUCAUUGUCAUCAUGACGGACUCCAAAUACUUCAACACGACCAAGAAAGGGGAGAUGUUUGAGCUCAAGGCGGAGUUGGGCAGUGAGAAGAAGGAGAGGAAAAAGGAGGCCGUCAAGAAAGUCAUCGCGUCCAUGACAGUCGGCAAGGACGUCAGCGCCCUCUUUCCCGACGUGGUCAACUGCAUGCAGACGGACAACCUGGAGCUGAAGAAGUUGGUGUACCUGUACCUCAUGAACUACGCCAAGAGCCAACCUGACAUGGCCAUCAUGGCAGUCAACACCUUCGUCAAGGACUGCGAGGACCCCAAUCCGCUGAUCCGUGCUCUGGCGGUGCGGACGAUGGGCUGUAUCCGUGUGGACAAGAUCACGGAGUACCUGUGCGAGCCUCUCCGACGCUGCCUGCGUGACGAGGACCCCUACGUGCGCAAGACGGCGGCAGUCUGCGUGGCCAAGCUACACGACAUCAGCGCCGGCCUCGUGGAGGAGCAGGGAUUCCUGGACUCGCUGCGAGACCUCCUCUCUGACUCCAACCCCAUGGUGGUGUCCAACGCGGUGGCCGCCCUCUGCGAGAUUGGAGACGGCCGCAGCGAUGGGGCCGCCCGGCUGCUGGAGCUGACUCCGGCGUCGGCCAGCAAGCUGCUGACUGCCCUCAACGAGUGCACGGAGUGGGGUCAGGUGUUCAUACUGGACUGCCUCGCCUCGUACGUGCCCAGGGACGAGAGGGAGGCACAGAGUGUGUGUGAACGCGUGACCCCACGCCUCUCCCACGCCAACCCAGCGGUGGUCCUGUCCGCCGUCAAGGUCCUCAUCCAUCUCCUCGACCGCCUGGGCGGGGCCUCCUCCUCCUCGGGGGGCGGGGCCUCCUCCUCGGGGGGCGGGGCCUCCUCGGGGGGCGGGGCCCCAGGCUCCGCCCCCGGGGAGUACCAGGCGACUCUGCUGAGGAAGUUGGCUCCGCCCCUUGUGACGCUGCUGGCGGCCGAGCCGGAGCUGCAGUACGUGGCCUUGCGCAACAUCAACCUCGUCGUGCAGAAGAGGCCGGAGAUCCUGAAGCAUGAGAUGAAAGUUUUCUUUGUCAAGUACAACGACCCCAUCUACGUGAAGCUGGAGAAGUUGAACAUCAUGAUGCGCCUCGCAUCUCCAGCCAACAUUGCCCAGGUGCUAGCGGAGCUGAAGGAGUACGCCACGGAGGUGGACGUGGACUUUGUGCGCAAAGCCGUGAGAGCCAUCGGACGCUGUGCCAUCAAAGUGGAGCAGUCUGCGGAGCGCUGUGUGAGCACGCUGCUGGAUCUGAUCCAGACCAAGGUGAACUACGUUCUGCAGGAGGCCGUCAUCGUCAUCAAGGACAUCUUCCGCAAGUACCCCAACAAGUACGAGAGCAUCAUUGGGGUACUCUGCGAGUCCCUGGAGUCCCUGGACGAGCCGGAGGCGCGUGCCGCUAUGAUCUGGAUCAUCGGGGAGUAUGCCGAGAGGAUCGACAACGCAUCAGAGUUGCUAGACUCGUUCCUGGACUCGUUCCACGAUGACAGUGCACAGGUGCAGCUGCAGCUGCUUUCCGCCAUCGUGAAGCUCUUCCUGAAGAAGCCGACAGAGAACCAGGAGCUGGUACAGCAGGUGCUGAGCCUGGCCACACAGGACUCUGACAACCCAGACCUGCGAGAUCGCAGCUACAUCUACUGGCGGCUGCUUUCCACUGACCCGUCGGCGGCCAGGGAUGUGGUGUUGGCGGAGAAGCCGGUGAUCUCCCAGGAGGACUCGGACGCUCUGUCGCCACGCCUCCUCGACGCCCUCCUCGGCCACAUCUCCUCACUCGCCUCCGUCUACCACAAGCUGCCCUCCGCCUUCGUGGAAGGGGGCGGCCGUGGUGGUGGUGGUGGUGGCGGUGGUGGUGGUGGUGGUGGCGGCGGUGGUGGUGCCAAGAGAGGAGUAGGAUCCAGAGAUAACUCGCCAGAGCUCCAGGACAGCCCCGAAGCUGCUGAGACUUUCCCCACCACGGCCCCCACCACGGCCCCCACCACCACCACCACGGCCACCACUCAGCCCGGCAGUGACCUCCUGGGCGACCUCCUGACCCUUGACCUGGGCGGCCCGGCCCCUCCCGCUCACCCCGUGGCCCCGGCCCCCGCCCCCUCCGCCGCCCCUCAGCCAAUGGGAGCGCUCGAUUUGCUGGGAGGUGGGCUGGACUCUCUGCUGGGCGGAAACGCAGCCCCCGCAGCUCCUGCUGGAGGAGGUCUGGGCGCUCUGCUGGACCUGGCUGGGAGCGUCUCCAUGCCCAGUGGGGGCUACACAGCGCCUGCCUCACAGAUGUGGCUGCUGGCUGCGAAGGCCAAGGGGCUGGAGGUGCAGGGUCACUUCUCGCGAGUGGGUGGCACCCCCCACAUGCACCUGGCGCUCGGCAACCGUGCCAUGAGGCCCAUGAGUGACUUCGCCAUCCAGUUCAACAAGAACAGCUUUGGGCUGGUGCCCAGUGCCCCGCUGCAGGUGCCAACGCCACUGCUGCCCAAUCAGACGAGGGAGCUGGCGCUGCCUCUCUCCACCCUGGGCCCCGUGAUGCACAUGGAGCCCCUCAACAACCUCCAGGUGGCUGUGAAGAACAACUUGGAUGUGUUUUACUUCAGCGCCCUGGUGCCAAUUCACAUCCUCUUCACGGAGGACGGAGCUCUCGAGGAGCAGGCCUUCCACUCCCUGUGGAACCAAGUCCCGGCUGACACGGAGUUCCGCCACCACUUCAACUGCGCCCUGCCCACAGACGCUGUGUGUGCACGCCUGGCGUGUGCCAACGUGCACGUCACGUCCUCGCGCGUCCACGCCGACGGCUCAACCCUCGUGAGCGUCUCCAUGAAGACGAGCGGCGGCCAGUGGGUGCUCGCACAGCUGUCCCGGCAGCAGCAGCAGCAGCAGCAGCUGAUGCCGGGACAGCUGAUGCCGGGACAGCAGCUGAUGCCGGGACAGCAGCUGAUGCCGGGACAGCUGGGCGCGGGACAGCUGGGCGCGGGCGCGGUCGCGAUGAUGGUACGCUCCACCUCCCCCGAGCUGGUUCCCUGCGUGGCGCAGUCCAUCGACUCCCUCCUCAGCAACUAGAACAAUCACGUGACCAUAGCAACUUAGGUUCCUAGCAACUUGCAACUUGUUCCUAGCUACUUGAUCCUAGCAACUGGUUCCUAGCAACUGUUUCCACAGCAACUGUUUCCUAGCAACUGUGCGUUCCUAGCUACUUGAUCCUAGCAACUGGUUCCUAGCAACUGUUUCCACAGCAACCGUGGGUUCCUGGCAACUUGUUCCGUGCAACUGGUUCCUAGCAACUGUUUCCACAGCAACCGUGGGUUCCUAGCAACUUGUUACGUGCAACUUGUUACGUGCAACGUGUUCUUGGCAACUGGUCCCUGGCUAAAUGUUUCCACAGCAACCGUGGGUUCCUAGCAACUUGUUUGCUGCAACGUGUUCUUAGCAACUGUUUCCGCAGCAACCGUCCGUUCCUAGCAACUUCUUUCGUGCAACGUGAUCUUAGCAACUUGUUCCUAGCAAACGUUUUCCACAGCAACCGUGGGUUUCUGGCAACUUGUUCCUAGCAACUUGUUCUUAGCAACUGUUUCCACAGCAACCAUGGGUUCCUAGUAAUUUGUUACGUGCAACUGGUCCUUGGCUGAAUUUUUCCUAGCAACUUGUUCCUAGCAACGUGUUCUUAGCAACUUAUUCCUAGCAACUGUUUCCACAGCAACCGUGGGUUCCUAGCAACUUGUUUGCUGCAACGUGUUUUUAGCAACUGGUCCCUGGCUAAAUGUUUCCACAGCAACCGUGGGUUCCUAGCAACGUUCUUAGCAACGUGUUCUUAGCAACUUUUCCUAGCAACUUGUUCCGUGCAACUGGUUCCUAGCAACUGUUUCCACAGCAACCGUGGGUUCCUGGCAACUUGUUACGUGCAACUUGUUCUUAGCAACUAGUCCCUGGCUGAAUGUUUCCGCAGCAACCGUGCGUUCUUGGCAACUUGUUACGUGCAACGUUGUUCCUAGCAACUUGUUCCUAGCAACUAUUUCCGUGGCAACUGGUUCCUAGCAACUGUUUCCGCAGCAACCAUGGGUUUCUAGCAACUUGUUCCGUGCAACUUGUUCCUAGCAACUGUUUCCGCAGCAACCAUGGGUUUCCUAGCAACUUGUUUGCUGCAACGUGUUCUUAGCAACUUAUUCCUAGCAACUGUUUCCACAGCAACCGUGGGUUCCUAGCAACUUGUUCUGUGCAUCUGGUCCUUGGCUGAAUGUUCCUAGCAACGUGUUCCUUGCAACGUGUUCUUAGCAACUUAUUCCUAGCAACUGUUUCCACAACAACCGUGGGUUCCUAGCAACUUGUUCUGUGCAACUGGUCCUUGGCUGAAUGUUUCCUAGCAACGUGUUCCUUGCAACGUGUUCUUAUCAACUUAUUCCUAGCAACUGUUUCCACAGCAACCGUGGGUUCCUGGCAACUUGUUCCGUGCAACUUGUUCUUGGCAACUGGUCCCUAGCUAAAUGUUUCCGCAGCAACCGUGGGUACCUAGCAACUGUUUCCACAGCAACCAUGGGUUCCUAGCAACUUGUUUGCUGCAACUGGUCCCUGGCUGAAUGUUUCCUAGCAACGUGUUCCUAGCAACGUGUUCUUAGCAACUGCUUCCACAGCAACCGUUGGUUCCUAGCAACUUGUUCCGUGCAACUGGUCCCUGGCUGAAUGUUUCCUAGCAACGUGUUCCUAGCAACGUGUUCUUAGCAACUGUUUCCACAGCAACCGUGGGUUCCUGGCAACUUGUUACAUGCAACUUGUUCUUAGCAACUGGUCCCUGGCUGAAUGUUUCCACAGCAACCGUGGGUUCCUAGCAACGUUCUUAGCAACUUGUUCCUAGCAACUUGUUCCGUGCAACUGGUUCCUAGCAACUGUUUCCACAGCAACCGUGGGUUUCUAGCAACUUGUUUGCUGCAACUUGUUCUUAGCAACUGUUUCCACAGCAACCGUGGGUUCCUGGCAACUUGUUCCGUGCAACUGGUUCCUAGCAACUGUUUCCACAGCAACCGUGGGUUCCUAGCAACUUGUUACGUGCAACUUGUUCCGUGCAACGUGUUCUUGGCAACUGGUCCCUGGCUGAAUGUUUCCUCGGCAACCGUGGGUACCUAGCAACUGGUUCCUUGCAACUGGUUCCUAGCAACUGUUUCCACAGCAACCGUGGGUUCCUAGCAACUUGUUCCGUGCAACUGGUUCCUAGCAACUGUUUCCACAGCAACCGUGGGUUCCUAGCAACUUGUUUGCUGCAACUUGUUCCUAGCAACUGGUCCCUGGCUAAAUGUUUCCGCAGCAACCGUGGGUUCGUAGCAGCUUGUUCCGUGCAACUUGUUCCUAGCAACUUGUUCCUAGCAACUGUUUCCACGGCAACCGUGGGUUCCUGGCUACUUGUUCCGUGCAACGUGUUCCUAGCAACGUGUUCCUAGCAACUGUUUCCGCGGCAACCGUCCAUUCCUGGCAACUUGUUCCGUGCAACGCGUUCCUGGCAACUUGUUCCUAGCAACUUGUUCCUAGCAACUGUUUCCACGGCAACCGUGGGUUCCUGGCUACUUGUUCCGUGCAACGCGUUCCUGGCAACUUGUUCCUAGCAACUUGUUCCUAGCAACUGUUUCCACAGCAACCGCGCGCGUUCCUGGCAACUUGUCCAUAGCAACUGUUUCCGCGGCAACCGCGCGCGUUCCUGGCAACUUGUCCCUAGCAACUGUUUCCGCGGCAACCGCGCACGUUCCUGGCAACUUGUCCCUAGCAACUGUUUCCGCGGCAACCCGUGUCCUGGCGAUACAAAAAAAA